This is a messenger RNA of Trichoderma reesei QM6a, 1845 nucleotides long. RefSeq lists its product as uncharacterized. Gene Ontology annotation, biological process: purine nucleotide biosynthetic process; purine nucleobase biosynthetic process. Gene Ontology annotation, molecular function: amidophosphoribosyltransferase activity. Gene Ontology annotation, cellular component: cytoplasm. The coding region runs from base 139 to 1845 and encodes 568 amino acids. The record is from RefSeq and is a predicted model, not a curated record. Lineage: Eukaryota; Fungi; Ascomycota; Sordariomycetes; Hypocreales; Hypocreaceae. The transcript is spliced from 12 exons.
GUUUUGCGCCGCAACCCGCGUCACCACGAGCGUCCAUUGCGUCUCUGCAGCGCAUUCCUGCGUUGUCGUGCUGAUUGUCAACCGCUGAGGCUCACGACUGCUUCCAUUCCGCCGAAUCCGUCGUGAACAGUCGUCAAGAUGUGUGGCGUCACUGGCUUGAUGCUCGGCGACCCGGAGGCCACUACGGCCGCCAUCGAGCUGCACGAGAGUCUCUACUACCUCCAACACCGAGGCCAGGAUGCUGCCGGUAUCUCGGUCUGUAACGGAGGCCGCGUCUACCAGCGGAAAGGCCUGGGCAUGGCGCAAAAGGUCUUUUCCGAGUUUGACGGGUUCGCUCUCCUCGAGCAGCUGCCUGGUGCUUUCGGCAUUGCCCACGUCCGCUAUCCUACCGCCGGCACAUCGUCUGCGUAUGUGAUUGCCCUAGUCACUCGAUUCGAUCGAUGCCUCGAGCAAAUGCUGAUGCAGAACCAUAGAUCUGAAGCGCAGCCGCUCUACGUCAACUCUCCCUUUGGCCUGUCCAUCAGCGUCAACGGCAACCUCAUCAACCCCGACUACCUCCGCGAGUUUCUCGACAGCGAGGCCCGCCGACACAUCAACUCGGACUCUGAUUCUGAGCUCCUGCUCAACGUUUUUGCAUAUGCGCUUAAUGAGCUCGGCAAAGCUCGAGUGAACGUCGACGACAUCUUCGCCUCUCUGCGUGACGUCUAUGCCAAGUGCCAGGGAGCUUAUGCUUGCACUGCCAUGGUCACUGGUUUUGGCAUUCUGGGUUUCAGAGAUGCAAACGGCAUUCGACCUCUUUGCUUCGGCUCUCGACCCUCCCAAACCCUGCCUGGAGCCAAGGACUACUUCCUCGCCUCUGAAUCCGUUGCUCUCAGACAGCUUGGUUUCACCGACAUCAUCGACAUCAAGCCCGGCCAAGCCGUCUUCUGCCAGAAGAACGGCACUGUCCACUUCCGCCAGAUCGUGGAGCCGAAAUCGUAUACCCCUGACGUCUUCGAGUACGUCUACCUGGCUCGGCCCGACAGCUGCAUCGAUGGCAUUUCUGUGCACCGCAGCCGACAGAACAUGGGUGUUAAGCUGGCCAAGAAGAUGAGGGAGGUUCUGACUGAAAAGGAGAUUGCGGAGAUUGAUGUUGUCAUCCCGGUUCCAGAGACUAGUAACACGGCCGCGGCUACUCUGGCAAGCUGUCUCGACCGUCCCUACUCGAACGCUUUCGUGAAGAAUCGCUAUGGUCAAGAGGCGCGAAAGAAGGGCAUCCGUCGAAAGCUCUCACCCAUUGAAUCCGAAUUCGACGGCAAGGCCAUUUGCAUCGUUGACGACUCCAUCGUAAGAGGAAACACGUCGCGCGAGAUUGUCCAAAUGGCCAGAGAAGCCGGAGCAACCCGUGUCUACGUCGUCUCAUGCUCUCCCGAGAUCAUGAACCAGCACAUCUACGGAAUUGAUCUCGCCGACCCUGACGAACUCGUUGCCUACAACAGAACCACCGAACAAGUGGCCGAGAACAUCCAGGCGGACAAGGUGAUCUUCCAGAGCCUUGACGACCUCAAGGCGGCCUGUGUCGAAGCCGCUGGAGAAGGAAGCGAGGUCAAGGAGUUCGAGGUCGGAGUCUUCUCCGGCAAGUACAUCACCGACGUGCCCGAAGGCUACUUUGAGCACAUCAGCCAGCUCCGAGGCAAGAACAAGAAGCGCAAGACGCCCAACUGCUCAGAGUCCAUGCUCAUUGCCAACGGCGGCGUGGUUAACAUGGCUCCUGGCCAAAAUGGGGCACAGGGCAACGGCACCAGAAAUGGCGUUGUAAGCCCGUCAUACCGGGAGGAUAUUAACAUCUACAACAUUGCCAGCUAA